AACUCUUAAAGAAAAGGAGAGAACCCUGGGAGGGGCCAGCCCCUGGGUGCCCUGGCCCUGUCCCCAGAGAGGGUCCUCCUGCUGUGGAUGAGGAAACAGACUUAGGGAGAGUUUUGACUUGCCUGAGCUUACUUAGCCAAUGAGAAGCCAGAUUGGGGGUGAGAUGGAGGGGGGAUCUAGGUGAUGAAAACAAAAGAUAUAAAUACUGUCCCUCCCCUCCCCAAGAAAAGGGGCUGGGAUUUGAAACCACGAUCUGAGUUUGCACUAGUGGACCAUAGCCGUGGAGACGUGGGCCAGCAGGGUCCCGGAUCAGGUCCAAACUUGUGUUUGGGAAAUGAAGGGGGGGCCGAAGAGCCUAAGGUUGGAGUGGCCCUCGGUGACCAUAGAGUCCGCCCACAUGAUAAUCGAUAGGGCUUCUAGAUCAAGAGCUCCAGGAGAGCAGGGGAGGAAAAAUGGCUCGGGCUUCCUCUACAGCCUCCUCAAGUGGGGUUCAGCCCUUAGGAGUCCUUUAGAAACAUACGCCGGAGACGGCGAGGUAGCCGUCUGGGCCCCGAAGCCAAGGGGCUCUGCCUCCCUCCAUCCCGCUUCCCACUGGUGUCUCCUCCCACCUUAAAGGAGCUGCGGCCUUUUCCCCUUCUCCCUGUUGGGCCUUCCUUAGGAGCAUCCCAAGGAGAUUGGAGCUGGGGUGAAUUCCUCUUCUUUCCCGCCUCCCGUCCCAUGCUUGGCACCUAAACUCUUCUCCCAUUCGGUCCCCCUGCCACAUCGAAGCACUGUGAGGAGCCGCUCGGACAGUCCGUUUUCCUUUUAUGAAAGGCUCCGCCCCUUUGGCCGAGGGGAGGGGGCGUAGGGUGGGGCUUCUCCGGAGCCGAACAAAGCCGGCACUCAGUGGGGCAGCGGCGCCCGGGCCGGGCCGGGCCGGGGCCAGGGCCGGGCGGCCAGAGGAGAAGGAGGAAGAGGAGGGCAGGAGGGGGCCGGGUGCUAGGGCCCAUUUUCUCGCCGGCCCCCCGCGUCGCGCCCAUGAACGGGUUGCCGGGGGGCCCUGCGCCGGCGCCCGCGCCCUUGGGCUGCCCGCUCGAGGGGCUCCCGCCGCUGCCCCGGGGGCUCAGCGGCCUCCUCAACUCGAGCGGGGGCUCGUGGAGGGACCUGGAGCGCGUCUACAGCCAGCGGAACCGCAUCCAGGACGAGCUGAGCCGGGCUGGUCGCGCCCCCGAGGGACCCUCGCAGCCCCCGCGCCGCCCAGCCAACCUGGACUCGGCUUUGGCAGUGUUGCGGAAGGAGAUGGUGGGCCUCCGCCAGCUUGACAUGUCUCUGCUGUGCCAGCUGUGCUCUCUACACGAGUCCAUCCAAGACUACAAGCACCUGUGCCAGGACAUGAGCCUGUGCCAGGACAUGUCAUCGUCCCUGCACUCGGACAGCUCCUACCCCCCGGACACAGGCUUCUCUGAUGAUGAGGACGAGCCGCCCGACUGCAGCCUGCCCCGGGACCCGCCCCCUCUCCGGGUCCCCCAGACUCACAAUUCCCGGGAUAAGUGGCUGCAGGACUCAUUCAGUCUCUGAGGAUGGGUCCCUGGCCCUGGUGCCCUCUGGAGGCCCAUCGAGGCCGGGGCCUAGCCCAUUCCGCCUCCCCCCAUAUAGUGCAGGCAGGUACACACGGGGGGGGGUACACACACCCGGGCUCACAGGUGAGCACACGAACUCACUCUCCCUGAGCCCUGUGAUCUCUCACUGUGCUAGUUACCGGGAAUGGCUGGGGCCCAUAGGUGGUUUCCCUACCUUCUCUUUCAGUCACUUCUCUCAGAGAAGAGAUAUUGACUUGCUAGAGAUCCAGGCUCAGCAUUAUCUCCCACCCACUCCCAGACCCAGCUGUCAGUGGACUCACCCCAUCCACCCUGAGGCCCUCUUCUCCCCCGCUGCCCUUCAAGGGCUCCCAGGCAAGCUCAGCUCUCUUGAGGCCAAUCACUUGGGCAAGGGAAGAAGCAUCUGAAAGAACUUUGCCCUUGGCACCUUGGCCAGAUCGCUAGAGCCUCUCCUGCCACCAACAGUCAGCUUGGCUCCACAUCUAAAAAGGAAGCUAGCUGGCUCUGCUAUGGGGGCAAAUAGCAUGGCAAAGGAGAACAGCUCCAUAACUCAUUUUUUGCUGCCCCUGUAGGAGUAGUGUCCAGCAAGCUGGGGGGUCAAGCUUGGCUAUUGGGCAAGACCCAGCCCAAAGGUCGGCCUUGCUUCUCACUUGGCAAUGGGGAGGGCUGGGGUGCAGGACUAUGCCCAAUAUUUAAUGUACUGGGACCUCGGCCUUGGGGCCCCACAAAUAAAUAAAUGGCUCUGUCUCUGCUCA
Molecule: messenger RNA, 2332 nt
Organism: Phascolarctos cinereus (koala)
Lineage: Eukaryota; Metazoa; Chordata; Mammalia; Diprotodontia; Phascolarctidae
Gene: FAM89B
Product: family with sequence similarity 89 member B
Source: RefSeq, a predicted model, not a curated record